AUGAUUGAGAAGGGAAAAAGCUCGAAGACUACAGUUGUAGACAUCCCCGAUGAUGAACCUGAACAGGGUUACGUGCCUCCUCCUAGACCACCACCAGUACCAUUCCCAUCUCGCCCGAGGAAGCACAACAAAGACAGCCAAUUCGCAAAGUUCGUUGAGAUGAUGAAGAAACUCGAGUAUUUGAAAGAUAUCCUGACCAAAAAGAGGAUUGUUGAGAAAGAAACCGUAGCGUUUACUGCCGAAUGCAGCGCUUUGAUCCAACACGAGCUUCCGCUUAAACGGUCCGAUCGAGGUAGUUUCUCAAUCCCUUGUAAAAUGGGUAAUGUUUCCAUCAAUUGUGCACUCUAUGAUCUAGGAGCCAGCGUCAGUGUUCUUCCAUUAUCGAUCUUCAAGAAGUUGAAUGUGGGUGAGCUAAAACCCACUAGAAUGACUCUUCAACUUACCGAUCGUUCCGUUAAAUACCCUGUUGGGAUACUUGAGUAUGUGCCACUAAAAGCUGGGAACUUCUAUAUCCCAGUUGACUUCGUGGUUCUCGACAUGGACGCAGACUCUAAGGUACCUAUUAUUCUUGGUCGUCCAUUCCUUAACACUGCAAAUGUUGUUAUCCAUGUUAGAGCAGGUAAGCUGACCAUGAAGAUCGAAGAUGAGACGGUGGACAAGGGCAUGACCACCUACUUAGAAUUGAGUUAG
Tarenaya hassleriana is the source of this 690-nucleotide messenger RNA. RefSeq lists its product as uncharacterized. The coding region runs from base 1 to 690 and encodes 229 amino acids. NCBI's taxonomy places the organism in Eukaryota, Viridiplantae, Streptophyta, Magnoliopsida, Brassicales, Cleomaceae. The record is from RefSeq and is a predicted model, not a curated record. The transcript has 2 exons.